AUGGACGGUGCAUACUCAUCUCUGCUCCGCAAUGCGGCCAAGCACUCUACAAGAAUCACCGACACGACCAUAGCGGCUGCUGCAAGAGUUUCAGAUCGUGAGAGUUUCUUGCAGGUGUUGAGAGCGACCGAAGCCAAUAUCCGAAUUACUCAAGAUGUUCUUGUUGCUGCUGCUAGCAAUAACAACAACGAUGGGACACAGGUCAUGUGGCUUUUACUACAAGAGUCUAUGAACGCGGAUGAAGUCGGCACCGAAAUCCUCGAGAAAGUUUUGCAGGGUGACAAGUGGGGCAUCAUGUCCGUUAUACUCGAACGGCGUGGUUCGACGAUUCGCCUAAGUAAGGAUCUCCUGCAGAGUUGGAUUGCUAGUGAGCGUACUUGCCGGAAAGCGUUGAAAUUUCUGUUGCAGUACAAAGCAACCGAGGUUGACAGCAUCUUGGAGGUCAUGUCUGCGGAUGAGCGGGCAGAGUUUGUGGAACGCCGGGACAGACUGUUCGAGCGCUUUGAGCGAGACUCUUGGGACGACAUAUUCAAAAGGCGAGUUAAAUAG
Molecule: messenger RNA, 549 nt
Organism: Purpureocillium lilacinum
Lineage: Eukaryota; Fungi; Ascomycota; Sordariomycetes; Hypocreales; Ophiocordycipitaceae
Source: RefSeq, a predicted model, not a curated record